Messenger RNA from Biomphalaria glabrata, 6156 nucleotides. Its product is annotated as F-box/WD repeat-containing protein 7-like. Gene Ontology annotation, cellular component: cytoplasm; nucleus. Gene Ontology annotation, molecular function: ubiquitin binding. Bases 422 to 2959 code for a protein of 845 amino acids. The transcript has 13 exons. The record is from RefSeq and is a predicted model, not a curated record. Lineage: Eukaryota; Metazoa; Mollusca; Gastropoda; Planorbidae. Gene Ontology annotation, biological process: proteasome-mediated ubiquitin-dependent protein catabolic process; ubiquitin recycling.
UAGAUUUUGAUUUAUAAUAUUUAGAUCUAUAUUAUAGAUCUAGAUCUUAUAGUUUAGAAUAAGAUCGUAAUUGAGUAGACUCUAUAUCUUUCGUAUGCAAUAUUUUGCAUUACUUAUAGAUCUAGAUCUAGAAUGUGUUUUAAAUGUUGUUUUAUACCAUAGCGAUUCAUGACUUAGUUUUGUAAAAUUCUAAUCGGUUUUUUCCGAUUGUUGUCGGCUUUGUCCGUAACUCGUAACAUCAAAGGCAGAGGAAGUCUAGUUGAGAACGAAGAUGGCUGAACUCUUAUAAUAGAAUUUAUGUUCUUCUUGUAAUUACAAUAACAAUUGUUAUAGUUAGAAAAGGAACUUAGUUCAGCUGUAUAUAUUGAAGAGUAGUAGCUAGUUGAUAAGCGUGAUUAAUGUCAACAGAAAUGACAUUUUGAUGGCUGGAAAAAAAAUUGACAUUAACACAGCAACAGUGAGUGAUUUAGAAAACUUGGCUUGCGUAGGACAUCACAGGGCUGAAGCUAUUGUGAAACACAGAAGAGAAAGUGGUGGAUUCCAUAGUGUGGUUGAGUUGUCACUUGUUCCAGGUAUAAGCACCGCCAUCAUUGAGCAGAACAAAGGACGCAUUAUUUGCCGGAGACCAUCUCCAGCUAAGAAAAGAAAUGGUCAAUCUAAAAUACAAAAACGAAUUACUAGAAAACAUGGGCAUCUGAGUGAGUCUUUAGAUCUAUUCAUCUCUGAAGCUUCUGGUGUAGGACUAGAAUGUCCUAGCCAUGCCUCCCCCCCACCAAGUCACUUCACUCGUUCUCAGAGUGCAGCGCUCAGACUUGGUCAAGGCUGCUCUUCUGAGACUCCCCCUGCUGAGAGCUCUUCCACUAAUUUCAUAGUCACACGAAGCGGGGGCGGCACAGCAAGGGCACUUAGUAAUCGAGGUCAUCAUGAAGAAGACAGCGGAAAUGAUGGUGACGAUGAGAGGGAUGAAAGGAUUGCGGCGGCUGCAGCAGCAGGGGACGUGAAGAAUGUUGACAAUGUACAUAACGACUACAAUGAGGUCCAUGGUGCCUUGGAGGAUGGAGGCUCUGACAAUGAGGCUAGUAACGAGGAUGAGGAAUGUCUGCUGAAUCAUGCUGCCGACAGCUUUGAUGGGGAUUAUGAUGAAGACAAUGGCGACAACCAAGACCAAGAGGAGGUGGAACAUGAAGAGGAUGAGGAUGGCGGGAAGUCUUACAGAGAUAAUCAGAGACAUUCUCUUAGUUUUAAUCUUCGACUGCGCUCUGGCUGCUGCUCCACUAGUGACAAAGGAGAAAGCAAAUCGCCUUUAAAAAGAAAAUCUGAAGUUGAAGAUGACAAAGAUGCUGACCUGUCCCCUGGCAAGAAACUUAGAACGGCAAUGGUUAGUUGUCAAGUAUGUGGACAAAGUCUUAACAGAGUUCCAAGAUGGAAGCUGGCGCAGAUGCCAAGAGGCAAGAUUCCAUCCAAAGAGAACCCUCCACCUAAAAUGGAUGACUGGUUAAAAACAUUUCAGGCCUGGGGUAAUGCAGAGCGAAUGAUGGCUGUGGAUGAGCUAAUCAAUCUAUGUGACCCAACCCAGGUUCGACACAUGAUGCAAGUCAUAGAGCCACAGUUUCAGAGAGACUUUAUCUCUUUGUUGCCUAAAGAGCUGGCCCUGUACGUUUUGUCAUUUCUCGAGGCUAGAGACUUAUUAAGAGCUGCUCAGACCUGCAGAUACUGGCGGGUGUUAGCCGAGGAUAAUUUACUCUGGAGAGAGAAAUGCAGGGAGGAGGGGAUUGAUGAGGAGACAGUCUAUGGUUCCCGUAUGCGCAGGCGGCAUUCAGCACGCUCACCCUACAAGUCUUUGUUUAUGAGACAAUCCCAGAUAGAACACAAUUGGAGGUCUGGGGUCAACCGUCCACCAAAAAUUCUGAAAGGCCAUGAUGACCAUGUUAUCACAUGCCUCGAGUUUUGUGGCAAUCGUGUAGUCAGUGGUUCUGAUGACAACACCCUUAAAGUCUGGUCAGUCACCUCGGGAAAGUGCCUGCGAACUCUGAUUGGUCAUACUGGAGGUGUGUGGUCAUCUCAGAUGUCUGGUACAGUAGUUAUAAGUGGCUCCACUGACCGGACAUUAAAAGUUUGGAAUGCUGAGACGGGUCAGUGUCGACACACUCUGUAUGGACAUUCCUCUACGGUCAGGUGUAUGUCCUUGUACAAUAACCAGGUUGUCAGUGGCUCUAGAGACGCAACGCUGAGAGUGUGGGACAUUGAUACAGGCGUUUGUAAACAUAUUCUCAUGGGCCAUGUGGCCGCUGUAAGAUGUGUUCACUAUGAUGGUAAACGUGUGGUCAGUGGUGCCUAUGACUACACAGUCCGUGUCUGGGAUCCAGAGACCGAGACCUGUCUACAUACUUUACAAGGACAUUCCAAUCGAGUUUAUUCCCUACAGUUUGAUGGUGUCCAUGUUGUGAGUGGAUCACUGGAUACAUCUAUACGCGUUUGGGAUGUGGAGUCUGGCAAUUGUCUGCACACUCUCAUUGGUCAUCAAUCUCUGACCUCUGGCCUGGAGUUAAAAAACAAUAUUUUAGUUUCUGGUAACGCAGACUCAACAGUCAAAGUUUGGGACAUCACAACAGGGCAAUGUCUACAGACUUUACAAGGUCCAAACAAACACCAGAGUGCUGUCACUUGUCUACAGUUUAGUCAAAAAUUUGUGAUCACAUCGUCUGAUGAUGGCACGGUCAAGAUUUGGGACCUUAAAACAGGAGAAUUUCUCCGAAACCUCGUGACUUUGGGCAGCGGUGGCAGUGGGGGCGUUGUAUGGCGGCUGCGGUGCUCAAACACUCGACUGGUGUGUGCUGUGGGCAGCAGGAAUGGCACUGAAGAAACCAAGUUGAUGGUGUUGGACUUUGAUGUCGAAGAUAAAGACCGAAAAUUUUAUGGAGAACAACAGGUAGAGAGGAGACAAUCCAAUGGCUUAUAAAAAAAAAAGUAUUAGCAUCUCGUGGUUAGAGUCAUUUUCCACUUCAUUUCAUGGUGAUAGACAUUCACUACAUACUGAGCUCCACCAUAAUCAAAGAACAUUUAUUUUAUAUCAUUUGUUUGAUUUCUGGGUUUUGUUAAGUAUUUUUUUAACAGGUGAUCUUUUACCAAAAUAACUUGUAGUUGACAUUUCUGUUCACCAUCUGGUGUUUGUAUUGAACUGCAUCUAAGGUCAAGGUGACAGAAGUAAAUCUUCAGUUGUAAAUAUAAAUAUAAAAUUUUAUUUUAUGCUAUUGAAGAUUAAUUCCAUGUUUCACGUGAACAGAAUUUUCUUUUGAUUGAACUGGCCAUUUCAAUGCUGUGUUUACUUCUCUUGUUAUUUCUGUACUCAGCAGAAAUGAAGACUUCCUUCGCUACUUAGAAAAAUGUCAAAUUGAAGUGCUAAAACAUAUUUGUUUCAUUUCUUUCUUAGCAAGUUUUAAAAGAGUUGGAGACAUUGAAUUUUUUUUUUUCAAGAAAGUUUUUUUUUUUUUUUUUUUUUUAGUAACUUUAAUUCUGAAAGACGGAUUCAUGUUUUGAAAUAACUUAGAAGCAGAGAUAUAAAAGUGAAAAUGUUAAACCUUGAGCUCAGUGAAUACAAAGAGUUGCUUUGACUUAAGCCAGAUCACUCUGUGCUCCCAUGAAGAGAAAAUAAUGGACAGAUAAUAGAUCCAUUUUAUCAUUGACAUGGUCUAGUCUGUGCCAUUGUGACACAAAACUUUGCUAGUGGAACAUAUUGUUGGAAGUUUCCCUUGCACUGGAGAAAUUUAACUCUAUUCUAGUGAGAUUGUGUUUCUCUUGUAGGGCUGUUGGCUCGCUGACCUAGUUUAGUGCUGUCUCCUAGUGGUCAGUGUCAUGGUGGUAGAGGUCAGUCUCUGGUCUAGUUGUUUUUAUAAUGAAUUUCAUGAGUUCACAUUUUCAUUAAACAAAAGACCAAACAAUUAUUUGUUGUUGUUGGCAUCAAAGAGUGACUUGCAGGGGAGGCUACCCAGAACUCAAGUAUUGAGGUUGUUACAAGACUUGUACUCAGACAUUAUUGUGAUAGGAAGUUUACUUUGGGGGAAAAUACCCAAGCUGGGUUUUUUUUAUUAUUAUUAUUAUUGAAAGCAUUUGUUUGUAUGUACUCUACUGAACCUCUAUAAAGAGUCUGUGUGAAAGAGACUUUGUUCAUAAUGUACAUAAGAUGAGAGCAUUCCUUGGGAUAUUUCUGCCUGUAUGUUUGGGUUUUCAAGUGUUACCAAUAUCUUCAUUCUGUCUUCACACACACAUUUCCCUCUUUACAGACAGACUGGCUGUUUGUUUGGUAUAAUUGUUUUGUUGUUUUUUUUACAGUAUUUUAUAACAUUUAUCUAAUCCUAUAUUUGUAUACAACACAGUUAAAUACAGAAGCUGGUUUGGUGCCGGGUAGUUAUUAUCUUAGGUCUGGCUGUGAGUGAAUGCUGUACAAAAUGUGUAUUUACUUGUUCAACGCUCCGAGAUGUCUCCAUUAUUUCAAAAAUGAACGAAUUUUCAUCUUGCGAAAGAAAGUAAGCUUUGAACGUAAAAAUUGGAUUCAUAAAGAUUCUCAAGCAAACAGGGCUCAAGCAGUGAAAGCUAUGAUUCGCAAAACAAACGCUUACAAGUUGACCCAGUCCAAGUCCACGAUUAGUGAGCUGUAACAUUUGACCUUUGUUUUAUGUUUGAAUAUCUACUGAAAUUAGAAACUGUAUUUAUUUUACCAUUUUGAAUUAUUGUAAUUAAAAAAAAUAUAUAAUAAAUUUCCAAAAUAGUUUACCAAUGUGACAUUGUGCUACUAACUACGUGUAUAUUAAAUUUUUUUUCUUUGACCUAUUCCGUUGAGAAAUUAUUUUUUUUGGCCAGUUACUGUCCCUAGUCCUCACAAUAUUUGAUGAGUCUCACAUCACAUCUAUGUUUGAAUUGGUUUGUUGUUUAGGUUUGUAGAGUUUGUGUGUGCUAUAAAGUAUGUUGGUUGAGUCUUAUAUAACUCCACUAUGUUUGAAUUGGUUUGUGUCAGUGUGCUAUGAAGUGUGUUUGUGUUGUGUGUAUGUAGUUUUAGAGACGCCUGUACAUUUACUCCAAACAAACUGUCAAUGUUUCCAUUGUUCCAGUUAAUCAACUACUCACUGAGUGUAAAUAGCUAUCCCAUAAUUUAGUGAUUGUAUGGAACCAUAUUUCUGAUAGUCUAAGGAACCAAAAAGAAAAUUUUUUCUUUUUAUUCUGAUUUUGUUUCAUUUCUGUCUGACAUUGUUUUGAUUCUAGAACAGCAUUGAGGUCAAUCAGAAAGCUGUCAAGUUUGUGUCAGAUUUCUUGUAUUAUACAAGCACUUUGGUAUUAUUUUAUGAAGCCAGGGGAAAUUUUUGUCUUUUUUUUUUUUUUGUUGUUUAAUCUGUGUCACAUGAGCAUUAUUUGUCUUGGUUGAAUGUUUAAUGAAUGACUUUGACUUGAUGAGUGACUGACUUUUGAUGACAUCAUGAAACUGCUGAAUGGUUUGUAGAAAUGUUUGUAUGUUAUACCAAGUUUGUAUGUCACAUCAUCAUCACGCUCUACUGUCACAGUGUCACGGUGGCCUGAAGAUUUUCAAUGAACCAGAACCAGUGCUGUCAUGAGUUAUUUAAAUGUUACAGAGAUGUCACAAUUCAUUCUCACAAUGUCAUGCACUCAAUGUGUCAAACAGUAUGAAAUUUGUAAAUUGAUAACUCUCAACACUUACUGGUCAAUCUUUCAUUAAAGAUUUGUUGUGACCACAAAUUGGUUCCGUUUUGAACUUAAAUGGUCCAUUUGUGACCAGAAAUUGGUCCAUUUGUGACCUUACAUGGGUCCAGUUGCGACCAGACAUUGUCCAAUUGUACUUGGCCAUGUGACAAAAGUCAAUUUACUGUAUGGCAAAAUCAUCUUGUGACAUCUUGUUGAUUUGUUCUCUAUGUGUACUCAACCAAAUGGCAGACUGUAGUAUUCCAAAUGAUUUCAUUUAUUUUGUCAUCAAGUCAGACUCUCCUUUGGAGAAACAACUUUAAUUUGACCUUUGACCUUGUAGAAUGUUUGAAGCAAAAGAAAUUGUAUAAACCGACUAUUUGAGUUUUUUAUUUUUGUGAAUACAAAUUAUAUUGAAUUGUAUUUUAAACUAAGUAAUAAAUCAAUACAUGACUAAUGGCAAACACC